AAAAAACCGACCCGGUAAAAUAAAAAAUAAAAAAACGCUUAAUUAUACUACGACGUUACAUCCUCAAGAUUUAUUGUCACUCUGUAGUUCACUCUCAAUGUAUCAGGCAUUGCACAUUAGUUUAAAGCUUGAAAAUCAAAAUAAAAAGUACUUAAAUGACUAACUUCCCCCACUCCUGCCCCACCGACACCUGGUUCUUGCGCCCGAGUUCGUGUCAUUCUCUUUCUUUGUGCGGGCAUUGUAACAUCGUAUUACGUAACUUAGUUAUUUUUCGUAAAGUCGUAUCCUUUUUUGUAUCGAAAAAUACAUACAGAUAUAAUGGGAAAACGUAAACGUAAGGAUAAAAAUCGUCAUUUAAAAGAAAAGAUUAGGCGAUUAGAAGAUCGACUCAACCGUUAUUCAUCAUCAGAUUCGGGAACAGACGAAGAAUACAAUGAUUACGAUCGGUACUAUCCAGAAUCGUACGAUUACCCUAACAAUCCAGGUAGUGAAGAUGAAGUGCCCCUUAUACCGUUGUCUGAUUCGGAACACUCACUUCCCGAUACAACACCCAAAUCGGUUAUCAUGCAUCCUGCACCGAUAGUGGGCUCAGCACCUAAUUCUGACGCACCUUGUAACGUCAAUGAACCGGUAUCAGCUGAUCCGGUUAUCAGCACCAAAACCGAUACAUCACAAACGUUGCCGUCUGAUAUAUUAGAGGCCCUCGGAGACCCUAAAGGAAAAGAGGAAAUAUAUGGGCCAAAAAUACCUGACGAGAUCUCUAAACGUUGGGGCCGGGUACUCGUUGAUGGUCUAGAAAAAGAUGUAAAGCAAAAACUGCCUGAAAAACACCUCAUACCAGAUAACUUUCGUUUGGCUAAAGCCCCUAUUUUAAAUCCAGAGAUUAUAUCGGUGCUUAACGAAUCAGUCAGAUACCGUGACAAGUUAUUAGAAAAAGAGCAAAACCAACUGGGCCUCGGCAUUUCGGAGCUCACAAAUCUAGCUUCUGUGGUAAUCACAGAAAACUUAGAUAAAGUCGAAAUAUUAAAGAAACUUUCGGAAGCUAGCCAAAUUUUCCUAGACCUUCAUCACGAUCAGACCACUAGGAGAAGAAAACUCAUAACCACAACUCUUGACAAAAAGUUUGUCACCAUAAUAUCGGACGUAAAAAGGGAUACCUACCUGUUUGGCGCAAACCUAGGGGAAAAAAUAAAAGCCACAAAAACAGCGGAAACAUCGGGACUACAAGUGAAGCGUAAAGAUGUCAACGCUAUCGCAUCUACGUCUAGGAAAUAUCCCAACCAGGGAAACUGGAGGGGCCCACCCCGAACAUACUACCAACAUCAUCAUUUACAACGAGCACCGAGACAGGGUGGGCCGAGACCGCGCUGCCCCCACCAACAGCGGUACCGUCCGCCAGUUCCCGAUCGUCAAGCCCCAUCGACGCGCAAGCCACCCAACAAGACCCCAAAAGCCUAACAGAGGAAGAGACACCCUCUCUGGAGUCGCCUUUCCCUGGUGGCGUCACUAUUAUCCGGGAGGCUUUUAGAAGACAAAAUCUAAAUCAAGAC
This is a messenger RNA of Cydia pomonella (codling moth), 1550 nucleotides long. RefSeq lists its product as uncharacterized. The record is from RefSeq and is a predicted model, not a curated record. The transcript has 3 exons. The coding region runs from base 319 to 1458 and encodes 379 amino acids. Lineage: Eukaryota; Metazoa; Arthropoda; Insecta; Lepidoptera; Tortricidae.